Molecule: messenger RNA, 1382 nt
Organism: Lentinula edodes (shiitake mushroom)
Lineage: Eukaryota; Fungi; Basidiomycota; Agaricomycetes; Agaricales; Omphalotaceae
Exons: 8
Coding region: 183-1292 (369 amino acids)
Source: RefSeq, a predicted model, not a curated record
AUCAGCUCCUCCAUAAAUCCGAAACAUGAUGAUACGCCACUCGAUCGUUGGGCAAAUCUGCGCUUGAACAGCGAUCACAGUUAAGUUUGCGCCAUCGCCAAAAGCAUCUCAGCCUCUCUCCCUUUUCCUGCUUUCCCGUGGUCGCAAAGCAUUUUGUCCCCCCAUACGUCCUGAUAUCUGCAAUGAGUCAAAAUAGCGAUGAGGAACAUGAGCACGCAGUCAUUCUGCUGUAUAACAGUGGCCAUGUCAUCGGUGUGAUAUUACAAACCUUCGUAUACGGUAUAUAUGCUGUUUUGAUUCCUGUUUCUUCAUAUAUCAUGCUCCGCAGAGGACUAGCAACAAGAGCGCGAAAGAUACUGUUCGGAAUGACGAUUUUCAUGUUUCUACUUUCGACAGCGAACUGGAUUGCCUCGAUAUCAACGUUGAUUCAACUUCUUCAAGCCUGGUUCCUCGCUCCAGAUCCUGAUUCACGAAGCGUUCCAACUUAUUUGCCCUUUUUCAGCGCGUUGAUCUUGGUGAACUAUAUCCUUACCGACGGAGUCGUCGUCUGGCGAGCAUGGGUACUAUGUUCAGUCGACGGAACCAAGAGUUUGAUGAUGUGUUUUUUCAUGCUCGGCCUAGCUACAGUUUCCGUCUGUACAACGAUUGUCAUCCGAAUCAUUCUCUUGAUCGACAGGAGGCGGUCCCCGGAACUGAACAGUCGACUGACCCAGGGCAUCGACGUUACGCAGGUGGCAACUCUGGUUCUAUCCCUCGCAACAAAUUCCCUAGCCACCUUCUUAAUAUCUUUGAAGGCUUGGAGAAACCGAACUGAAAUACAAGAUAAAUUGGACUCCACUGUUGACAGGCGUUCCAAAGCCGGAAAAAUUUUUGCUCUCCUCAUCGAGACGGGCAUCAUUUAUUCCAUAUCUUGCCUCACGGUGUUGAUGUCUACACUUAUACCAUUGAAAGAAGGUACAUUGGGUGACUUAUAUACCCCUGUAAACACUCAGCUCGCGGGAAUUUACCCAAUCGUCGUUCUCGUUCUGGUAACACAAAAUCACACUCUUGAUAGAACUGUCCGAGCGUUCGCUUCCGGGAUAGAGCAGACUCAUGAUCACUAUAGUGGGCAGUUGGAAACAAUCCGCUUCCAGCGUCAGUCAUCCACUACAGAUACUAUGUUGCUGUCAGGAAACCAGUCCAGUGAGGGAACUUAUUGGAAUAGUCAAAAACAGGGAGAUCAGAACGGACUUCCACCGAUCCCAUCAUCGAAUAUUACAUGGGGUGAAAUCAGCUUGAGGGAAAAUGCGUGAAGGCGACGGGAUCCUGAUCAGGAGGCAUGAUAUCGCUAGCAUUGAACCCUUUUGGACGGAUUCAACUUUGCGAUCCAGUAUAGCUUUAUU